ACCUCCCUGUUGAAUAAAACAUGUGCACCUCAUGCUGCUGCUCUAUGCUGCUUGCAAAUUUAUUCUCCCUUCUUUUUCUUAGCAGAUGUAUCUCCGUUCGUUCGCUGUCUGCUCUCUCCUCCUGCUCUUCCUCCUCUGUGAGUUUCCCUUCCCCUUGUUUCUCUCUCUUUUCUACUCCCCACUUCUUCCCUUCUCCAUCUAAUAACGCUCGCUCUCCCAGGUAAUCGGCAUUGAACCAAGCAAUUCCCCCUCUCAUGCUCGAACUGUGAGUGGUUGACUGCGCUGAGCACGCUCCCAAAGCGCUCUAGGCAACACCUCCCCCCAUCCUUUCAGUCUGUACAGUACAGGCAGAAGAAGCAGAAGAAGUGUGCAAGAGCACGCUGUUGUCUUUGCUGCUACCCACCACAUUAGCAUAUAGAGACAGGAGGGAUGAGCUUUCAUAAAGAGAAAAAGCAGUGAGAGAGGAAACACUGUAUAACAAAGGCAGAAUAGAAAUUGGGGAGGGCAAGUAAGUUCCCCCCAAAGUGUUUUCUGUCACACCUCAGAUGACGGCCCCCAUGGGGUGAGGCACGUCCGCUGCACCCUCCAGAUGGCAUCAGGAUGAAACCAGCCCCUCUGUCCCAGGUUUAGCAACACAUGGAGCUUGGCCUCUUUUGGGAUUACAUCAAUGGACGAAUCCAGCAAUAUUCGCAACCUGGGCCCAGAGAAAGUGGAGAAAUGCAUGAGCUCCAUGCAGAUGGGGACCCAGAUGUUGAAGCUCCGCGGCAGCUCCAAGGGGCUCGUGCGGUUCUUCUAUUUGGACGAACACAAGUCCUGCAUCCGCUGGAGGCCGUCACGCAAGAAUGAAAAGGCCAAGAUUUCCAUCGACUCCAUCCGGGAGGUGUGUGAGGGUAAGCAGUCUGAGAUCUUCCAGCGCUAUGCAGAGGGCAGCUUUGACCCAAACUGUUGCUUCAGCCUCUACUAUGGAGAACACAUGGAGUCCCUGGACCUGGUGUCCACUACUGGUGAGGAGGCACGCACUUGGAUCACAGGCCUCAAGUACCUGGUGGCUGGGAUCAGUGAUGAGGACAGCCUUGCUAAGAGGCAGCGCACCCGUGACCACACAUGGCUAAAGCAGACCUUCACCGAGGCUGAUAAGAAUGGUGAUGGCAGCUUAAGCAUCAGCGAAGUUCUCCAGCUCCUGCACAAACUCAAUGUCAACCUGCCCCGACAGAAGGUCAAACAGAUGUUCAAGGAGGCAGACACAGAUGACACCCAGGGAACUCUGGGCUUUGAGGAGUUUUGUUCCUUCUACAAGAUGAUGUCGACCCGCAGGGAUCUGUACCUGCUCAUGCUCAGCUACAGCAACCACAAGGACCAUCUCAACACUGAUGACCUGGCCCGCUUCCUGGAGACUGAGCAGAAGAUGACCAAGGUUAGUAAAGACCACUGCCUGGACAUCAUCAGCAAAUUUGAGCCAUGCUCUGAGAACCAAAAGCAAGGCGUUUUGGGAAUUGAUGGUUUUACAAAUUAUAUGCGCAGCCCAGCAGGGGACAUCUUCAACCCAGAUCACUACAGCGUGAACCAGGACAUGACCCAGCCCCUGUGCAACUACUUCAUCGCCUCAUCACACAACACUUACCUGAUGGGUGACCAGUUAAUGUCACAGUCCAGGGUGGAUAUGUAUGCCUGGGUGCUGCAGUCUGGCUGUCGCUGUGUGGAAGUUGAUUGUUGGGACGGUCAGGACGGCGAGCCCAUUGUCCAUCAUGGCUACACCCUAACCUCCAAGAUCCUCUUCAGAGAUGUCAUUGAGACAAUCAACAAGUACGCCUUUGUCAAGAAUGACUACCCAGUGAUCCUGUCUAUAGAGAACCACUGCAGUGUUCCUCAGCAAAAGAAGAUGGCUCAGUACCUGAUUGAGAUCCUGGGGGACAAGCUGGAUGUCUCCAACAUCAAAGCUGAUGAAUCUGGGCAGCUGCCAUCCCCAGAAGCACUCAGGGGCAAGAUCCUUGUGAAGGGAAAGAAACUUCCUCCCAACAUAGACGAGAAUGCAGAGGAGGGAGAUGUGUCUGACGAGGACAGUGCUGAUGAGAUGGAGGAUGACUGUAAGCUGAUCAAUGGGGAUAUGUCAGCUGACAGAAAGCAAGUAGAGAACAUGGCCAAGAAGAAGCUUGACAACUUGAUGAAGGAAUCCAAGAUCCGAGACAGAGAGGAUCCAGACAGCUUUACCAUCACAGCCCUCCCUCCUGCUGGGAAGACCAUGGAUAAAACUGGCAGUAAGGGUAAAUGUAAGGAUGCGAUGGACACAGCAGAUGAGGCUUUUCCAAGCAGCAACAAGCGCUCAGGCCGCUCCUUCAUAGAGAGCUUCUCUAAACGCAAGAAAAAGGCAUCCAAGCUGAAGAAGGUCUCAAGCUUUGAAGACACAGACACAGACCAAGAAAGCACAAGCAGUGCUUCACGUGCUCCGCUGCAUCACAACAAAAAGAAGAAAACCAUGAAGCUGUCCAGAGCUCUGUCAGAUCUAGUCAAAUACACGCGGUCUGUGGGUCUCUAUGACAUCGAAGCACAAGCUAACUGUGGCUGGCAGGUAUCAUCUCUGAGUGAGACUAAAGCCCACCAGGUGAUGCAGCAAAAAGCGUCAUCCUUCAUUCAAUUCAACCAGCGGCAGCUGUCCCGCAUCUAUCCUUCCUCGUACCGUGUGGACUCCUCCAACUUCAACCCUCAGCCCUUCUGGAAUGCUGGGUGCCAGCUUGUUGCACUCAACUACCAGUCUGAAGGCAGGGUGCUCCAACUCAACAGAGCCAAAUUCUAUAGCAAUGGCAACUGUGGCUACAUCCUCAAACCGGCCUUCAUGUGCGAAGGUGCCUUUAACCCCAACGUGGAAGACCCCAUGCCUGGUCAGAUGAAGAAACAGCUGGUGUUAAAGGUCAUUAGUGGGCAACAGCUGCCCAAACCCAAAGACUCAAUGCUGGGAGACCGAGGAGAGAUCAUUGAUCCCUUUGUGGAAGUGGAGAUCAUUGGCCUCCCAGUGGAUUGCUGCAAGGAACAGACCAGAGUGGUGGAUGAUAAUGGUUUCAACCCGAUGUGGGAGGAGACUCUGGUGUUCAUGGUUCACAUGCCUGAGCUGGCCCUCGUUCGUUUCCUUGUGUGGGAUCAUGACCCAAUCGGCCAGGACUUCAUUGGCCAGCGUACCAUUGCCUUUAACAGCAUGAUGCCAGGCUAUCGCCAUGUGUACUUGGAAGGAAUGGAGGAAGCUUCCAUCUUUGUUCAUGUAGCUGUGAAUGACGUCACUGGUAAGGCAAGAGCAGCCAGCGGCAUCAAAGGGUUGUUUCACAGAAACCCAAAGCAGGCUUCCCUGGACAGUCACACUGCUGUACAGCACAGCCGUAAGAACCCGUUUGGGGCCCACCUCCUGCGCCGCACAGCCAGUGCACCUACCAAAGGUCAAUCCAAAAUCAAGAAAGGUUUACCAGACAUUGCAAUUGACACCAAAGACUACAGCUCAGAGGGAGCUAGUGAGGAACGAGAGACCGGGGAGGGAGAAAAGGCCUCUGCUGCUACCUCUCAGCACCACAAUGGGGAUUCACUGGCACCCCAACAAACCAAGGGACCGUGGAACCAUUCCGAAACUAAUUUUCAUCCCGAGGAAGGUAAAGAUUGUUCUACAGUACACAGACCAGAUGCCCCUCUUCCAUUUCUUGCACUAAACUCAGAAGACACCGAGAGCAUCCAUUCUGUCCGUCCUGCCUCCACUCAGGAAGAGUAUUCACAUCACUCCUCAUUUACAUCAGUACAUUCAACACAGCACACCAUUCCUUCAAAUGGGAUGGUACACAGUCCUAUUGUGGUGAAUGGAGAUGCUAUGAAACCUUCUACAGUUUCCAAAACCACAUCCCUCUUCCUGGCAAACCCUGUUGAGAAAAUGUUACUAUCAGGAUACAUUACAGACCCCCAAACCAACAAAAACACCUAUUUUUACGUGGAGCACAAAUCAAACCAAACCAGGACACUAUAGCAGAAACGAAAAGUGAUUCAAGAGUUUAAGUCUGAUGACCAAGCAGAGCUACCUCCUCAUGAAACCGUGUCGGCUAGAACCCCUGCAGUCCCUCCAGCUCAGAUUAGGAGAGCUUCUUUUAGCCAUGUGCCAUCUCACACUCCAAUAAGAAGAACAAAAAGUGAGGGCCAUGCUCGAGGAGAUGUAACCUCAGCUAGCUUGGCUCAGUACCAGAGAUCUGUGCAGAUGCUACUGUGAGUGAUCGUUUUUGGAGGAAACUGGAGGCAGGCAACUACCACGACAGCAUAUCAUCCUCCUCUAGUAUCUGUUCAAGUGACACUGCCACUGAAAUCUAUCUAACCUGGCCAGAAAGAGUCUCAACAGUCUAUCUCGAGCCAGCAAUACCUGUGACGCUUCCUGGGCCAGCUGUUGUCACCCAGCGUUCAUCUGCGGCAAUGCAAGAGCAAGUCAAACCUCAAUAUUUAGCAAACUGA
Messenger RNA from Oreochromis niloticus (Nile tilapia), 4467 nucleotides. RefSeq names its product phospholipase C, eta 2a (gene plch2a). The coding region runs from base 668 to 3994 and encodes 1108 amino acids. The transcript is spliced from 22 exons. Lineage: Eukaryota; Metazoa; Chordata; Actinopteri; Cichliformes; Cichlidae. The record is from RefSeq and is a predicted model, not a curated record. Gene Ontology annotation, biological process: release of sequestered calcium ion into cytosol; phosphatidylinositol metabolic process; phosphatidylinositol-mediated signaling. Gene Ontology annotation, molecular function: phosphatidylinositol-4,5-bisphosphate phospholipase C activity; calcium ion binding.